This is a messenger RNA of Alternaria atra, 1608 nucleotides long. RefSeq lists its product as uncharacterized. Gene Ontology annotation, molecular function: transmembrane transporter activity. The record is from RefSeq and is a predicted model, not a curated record. The coding region runs from base 1 to 1608 and encodes 535 amino acids. Gene Ontology annotation, cellular component: membrane. Gene Ontology annotation, biological process: transmembrane transport. NCBI's taxonomy places the organism in Eukaryota, Fungi, Ascomycota, Dothideomycetes, Pleosporales, Pleosporaceae. The transcript is spliced from 3 exons.
AUGGCUACUGCCAGAGAAAGCGCCGAUGGCGUGCACAACGCACCCGAGACUGUCCGUCACUCCGACGAUAAGAAGGACAUCACCCAAGUCGAACGCGUGCUUUCUGCAGGAGACGAGAAGGGCGAACAUGCCGACUACAAUCGUAUCGACGCUGAAGUUGCCAAGUACGCAGGCGCCUCUGAAGUCUUCGUCUCCGAAGAGGAGAACAAGCGGUUGAAGAAGAUGAUCGACCGCCGUGUACUGCCCAUCAUGGUCGUCACGUACUUUUUGCAGUCGCUGGACAAGGGCACCAUGUCAGCUACUUCGAUUAUGGGUAUCCGAAACGAUAUUCCUGUCCUUCUAUCCAAGGAGACUUUUGGAUGGCUCACCACCUGUAUCUACCUCGCUGUGCUUGUCGUCGAAUACCCAACCAACUGGAUUCUCCAACGAGUACCAGUUGCCAAAUAUCUUGGAGCCAACAUCAUCUGCUGGAGUAUCGUACUUUGCUGCCACGCUCUCUGCUUUAGCUUCCCUGCGCUCGUCGCCGUCCGAACACUCCUGGGUAUCUUCGAGGCAGUCUGCCAACCAGCUUUCUUGGUUAUGACUGCUCUCUGGUACAAGCGUGAGGAGCAGGCUGGAAUUGUUACUUAUUGGUACAUGAUGAACGGUGCGCAACAAAUCGUUGGUGGUCUUCUCGCAUAUGCCUUCUCCACAAUCAGACAUCCUAGCUUCAAAGAGAACCCUGGAAACGCGCCGAUUAGGUCAUGGCAAGCCAUCUUCAUCUGUUACGGUUGUGUCUCCUUCCUCUGGGGAAUCUGGGUCAUCUUCAGACUCCCUGAUAGUCCUAUGCGCGCCAAGUGCUGGUCCGAAGAGGACAAGAAGCUCAUGGUUGAGCGCGUCCGCUCUAACCAGACCGGUCUCCAGAACAAGAAGUUCCGUGCUUACCAGUUCAAAGAGGCUCUUCUCGACCCCCAGACCUACUGCUACAUGGGUAUCCAGAUUUUCACCACCCUACCCACUUCUGGACUCGGUGCCUUCUACAACAUCAUCAUCAAGGAUCUCGGUUUUGGUACCCUCGAGGUCCAACUGCUCGCCAUGGUUCUUGGUGUAGUCAUCAUUGCCACGCUUAUGGGCUCUGCCUGGCUGGUCAAGAAGACAAAGCAGAAUCUGUUGACCAUGGCCGUCUUCAUGAUUCCAGCCUUCACCGGUACCAUCGUUAUCAUGACUGUUAAGAACACCAACAAUGCCACCAAGGCUGGUCUGCUCAUCAGUUACUGGAUUGUCUUCACCUUUUGGGCUGCCCAAGGUCUCGGCAUGUCCAUGCUGACGCGUAACGUUGGAGGCCAGACCAAGAAGUCCGUCUGCAUCACCAUGAACUUCUUUGCCUGGUGCGCCGGUAACGCCAUCGGUCCCAAGGUCUUCUUCGAUGGUGACACACGCUACCUCAAGACACUCUCUAUCCAUCUUGGAUGCUACUCUGCUCUGCUCUGUGUCAUUGCCUUCCUGAGAUUCAACCUCAUGCUCCGCAACAAGAAGAAGGACCGUGAGUUUGGAAAGGACAUCAACGCCGCUCAUGGAUUUGAUGACUUGACGGACAGAGAGAACCCCAACUUCCGCUAUGUUUAUUAG